Messenger RNA from Ochotona princeps (American pika), 1227 nucleotides. Its product is annotated as centrosomal protein of 128 kDa-like. The record is from RefSeq and is a predicted model, not a curated record. NCBI's taxonomy places the organism in Eukaryota, Metazoa, Chordata, Mammalia, Lagomorpha, Ochotonidae. The annotation marks the transcript as partial. The transcript is spliced from 5 exons.
AAUUUAACUCACGAGUUGGAGAGCAGGGAAAAACAACAGUUGCACAUGCUGAAUCAGCUCAGGGAGAUCCAAAAUCACUUUGAGACGAGCGAGGCUGAGCGCAAGCGAGCUGACCUCCAGAUCGCGGAGCUGACGCAGCACGCCGAGGAUGCCACCAAGCAGGCCAAACAGUACCUGGCUGAGCUGCGGCAGUCGGAGGCCCUGAGGGAGGAGGCUGAAAGACGCAGAGAAGACCUGAAGCUGAAAGCCCAGGAAUCCAUCAGGCAGUGGAAACUGAAGCAUAAGAAACUAGAGCGAGCAUUGGAGAAACAGUCUGAAACUCUUGAUGACUUGACAGAAAAGAACAAUCAGAUUUUAAAAGAAAAGGAGGAAUUGAAAAGCCAGCUUUAUACAGCCUUACAACAAACAAAGAAUCUGAGAAAGGAAAAGGAGUUGAAUGAUGUCAUAAGUAAGCGCAUCCUUCAAGAGGAGGAGCUUCACUCCAAGGAAAAGAAGUUAAAUGAUGUUGAAUCUCAUCAAGCUGAACUUGAACUAGAAGUCAAGAAUUCGCUAGAGAACAUCCAUAGAUUAGAAAGUGAAUUGAAAAAACACAGUAAGAUUCAAAGCCAGAUGAAAGCUGAGAAAGCCCACCUGGAGGAGGAAAUCACUGAGCUGAGGAAGAGCCAGGCUCAGGACAAGGCGAAACUCCUUGAGAUGCAAGAGUCCAUCAAGGACUUGAGUGCCAUUCGAGCAGAUCUUGCUAACAAAUUGGCUGAGGAAGAGCGAGCCAAGAGAGCGGUGCUUAAGGACCUUGCUGACCUCACCACACAGGCCAAGUGCAAGGAUGAAGAAACAGCUACGGUCAUCACACAGUUAAAGCUAGAACGAGAUGUUCACCAGAGGGAGCUGGAGGAUCUCACAGCCUCAUUGCAGAGCGUGAAAACGAAGCACGAACAAAAUAUCCAGGAGCUGAUGAAGCACUUUAAGAAAGAAAAGACCGAAGCGGAGCAUCACAUUAGGACGCUGAAGGCCGAAAGUGCAGAAGAUAAGAAUAUAGCUAAAGCCCAUCGUUGUCAGCUGGAGAAGUUGAAGUCACAGUGUGAGAAACUGACAGAGGAAUUAAGCCAGAAUGAAAAUGAGAAUAAGAAAUUGAAGCUAAAAUAUCAAUGUUUGAAGGAUCAACUAGAAGAGAAGGCAUUUAGAGGCAUGGUGGGAAAGAAAGGAAUGAUGUUUUAUGGAGGAAUUUAA